AUGGGGGCUCUGCAGCUGGCUCAGGAGGGGGACCGGCUGCUCUACUGGGGGGCCGGAGUCAUCACUCUGCUCUUCACGCUGCUGGCAGCCUUCACGUGCCGCCUGCUGCUGGAUUACCUGGGGAAGUGGAAGGCGCUGAAGCCGAUUCCGGGGGUCAGCCCCUGUUACCCUCUGCUGGGAAAUACUGUGUUCUUGGAGCGCAAAGGGGAAGAUUUCUUUAAUCAAUUAGUACACAUCUUCAAAGAAUACAGGAAUCUACCCCUGCUAAAACUUUGGAUAGGACCAUUGCCUUUUGUGAUUUUAUAUCAUCCAGAUACUGUGGAGGUUAUUCUAAACAAUUCAAAGCACAUAGAAAAAUCUUUUCCGUACAAAUUUCUACAUCCAUGGCUUGGCACAGGACUUCUAACAAGCACUGGAGAUAAGUGGCGUUCCAGAAGGAAAAUGAUAACUCCCACAUUCCACUUCACAAUCUUAGCUGAUUUUCUAGAAGUUAUGAACGAACAAGCCAGUAUUUUGGUUGAUAAUCUUGAAAAGCAUGUUGACAAAGAACCCUUUGAUUGCUUUCUAGACAUCACUCUCUGUGCCCUGGAUAUAAUCUGUGAAACUGCGAUGGGCAAGAAUGUUGGUGCGCAGAACAAUAGGGAUUCUAAAUAUGUCCGUGCUGUUUAUAAGAUGAGUGACCUCAUUCAUCAUAGACAGAAGUCUCCUUGGCUUUGGCCUAACUUGAUGUACCCUAUGUUCCAAGAAGGAAGGGAACAUAAUAGAAGCCUCAAGAUCCUUCACAGUUUUACUGACAACGUUAUUGCAGAAAAAGCCCAUGAAAUAGAGAACCACACACAACAGAAAGAUGACUUUGAUGACAACUGCGAACAAAGUGGGCCCAAAAGGAGAAGGGCUUUUCUUGAUAUGCUUCUCAGUACAACUGAUGAUGAAGGGAACAAACUGAGCUACAUGGAUAUUCGAGAGGAAGUGGAUACUUUCAUGUUUGAGGGGCAUGAUACAACAGCUGCUGCUAUGAACUGGGCCAUCUACUUACUUGGAUGCCAUCCUGAAGCCCAGAAGAAAGUUCACAGAGAAUUGGAUGAAGUGUUUGGGAACUCUGACCGGCCUGUCACAGUGGAUGACUUGAAGAAGCUCCGAUAUCUUGAGUGUGUUGUUAAGGAAGCCCUUCGUCUCUUCCCUUCUGUUCCAUUCUUUGCCCGCACCACAAGUGAAGAUUGCCAUAUUAGAGGAUUUAAGAUACCAAAAGCAACAGAGGUAGUUGUGGUUCCUUACGUACUGCACAGAGAACCGGAGAUUUUUCCAGACCCGGAAGAAUUUAGGCCUGAGCGAUUCUUCCCUGAGAAUUCUAAGGGAAGGCACCCAUAUGCAUAUGUGCCCUUCUCUGCUGGACCCAGAAACUGUAUUGGCCAACGCUUUGCACAGAUGGAAGAGAAAACUGUUCUAGCCAUCAUCCUACGGCACUUUUGGGUGGAAACAAGUCAAGAGCGAGAAGGGCUUGGCCUCGUGGGAGAACUAAUACUUCGCCCAAAUAAGGGCAUUUGGAUCCAACUGAAGAGAAGAGAGUGUGUGUCAGAAGAAGAAAUCUCACAAGGAUUUUAGAUCCUAAAACAUGUGCUCAGCAGUAUAAUGUAGUGCACUCUGAUCACAAAAUCUUUUUACAGAAUUGUAAAUAUAUCAAAAUAUUUCAGAAUCUCUAGGCCUUUCGUACUAAGGAUAUGAUCUUUUCCUCCCAUUCAGAUGGCAGGAUGUCUCAGAAAGUAGCAUUGACAGUUGAUAAUCUUGUAUCCUUACCAUCCAUUGUCUUGGCACAUUCCAUCAUCUUCUCUGAGAUGACCAUUCAUGUCGCUCCUUGAAAUGGUCAAUUGACUGACUUCUCACCCUUGAGGGAAAGUUAAUAAAGUUUAGGACAUGCCCAGUUUCCACUCUCCAAGAGUAGGGUUAUGGAGGUUGUCUUCUAACCAUAGUCUAUAACAGCACUUUGUGUUGGCAAUUAAGAGUCUCCAUUAGAAUAUUUUUGGUGGAUGAGUUCCCUUAUUUGAGGGAAAUUAGACAACUGUAGUUCUCGCCUGGAACUGUGGCAGGCGAUUUAAUGUAGAUGAUUUUAUGUGAAUUUGGAGCUAUCUGCAAACAAUGAACCAGAUCCUUGGCUGGUGUGAAUCAGCUUAUCUCUGGGGACUUAAAUAAAAUAAUAAAUAAUAAUUGACUUCAAUGGAGCUGGGUGAGUUUACACCAGCUGAGGAUCUGGACCAGUAUAUUUUUAGUUAUUAUGUUUGGGAGUUUUUGGUGAAUUCAUUCAGUAAUUUGUCAUGUGUUAAAUAAACUCCACUCUCACUUACAGCACUGCAGCCCUCCGAGCUUCAGUAGGGUUGCAGUACAAUGAGAGGAGAAUUUGUCAAAUGACUUCAAGUGUGCCUAUUGAAGGAAAAGAAAUAUUUUCCAACAUGUAUGUGUUCUUCACAGUUAUUUUUGAAUGUUAUUGUAUCCUUGAUUGUUGGAUUAAUUUGUCAUGUAAUUUAUAGUAUGAUAUAAUAAGCAGUUGAUUCUCAUUGAGAUUUAUGUA
Mauremys mutica (yellowpond turtle) is the source of this 2563-nucleotide messenger RNA. Its product is annotated as cytochrome P450 4V2-like. Lineage: Eukaryota; Metazoa; Chordata; Testudines; Geoemydidae. The transcript has 11 exons. The coding region runs from base 1 to 1602 and encodes 533 amino acids. The record is from RefSeq and is a predicted model, not a curated record. Gene Ontology annotation, molecular function: monooxygenase activity; iron ion binding; heme binding.